Paramecium pentaurelia is the source of this 464-nucleotide messenger RNA. NCBI's taxonomy places the organism in Eukaryota, Ciliophora, Oligohymenophorea, Peniculida, Parameciidae. The record is from the annotation of a GenBank genome assembly.
AUGUAACAAACUCAUUAAUUACUUGAUUCAAUUGAAAGAAAAGUAUAGAAUUGUGUCAUAAGAGACUAAUAAUAUGAAAAAUUACUUUUUAGUGGUAGACCUUCACAUAUUGAAAAUACAAUUGAUAAAUAAUAAAAAUAAUUAGGAGAUUCAAAAAUUACAUUACUUGAUCAUCAUUAUUAGAAAAAGUUUGAAAAGAUGGGACAAAGAUUAGAAAAUCUUGAAAAAGAGAAAGAAGUUAAAGUAUAAAUAUCAAGAGAACAAUAAACAAGUGAUUUUGAAUAAGAAGAAGCAAGAAGCGUAAAAUUAAUAAUAAACUAGAUUAGAUAGUGAAUUUGAAUAGAACCAUUAAAUUAUACUCAUAACAAAUUACAUCAUUAUAAGAGCAAAUGAAAAGAAUGUAAAUGAACUAUUAGAAAUAAAUCUAAGAUUUAUAAAUACAACUCAGAAAAUAUUAACUUUGA